Molecule: messenger RNA, 4373 nt
Organism: Notolabrus celidotus (New Zealand spotty)
Lineage: Eukaryota; Metazoa; Chordata; Actinopteri; Labriformes; Labridae
Gene: cpda
Product: carboxypeptidase D, a
Exons: 21
Coding region: 181-4293 (1370 amino acids)
Biological process (GO): proteolysis
Molecular function (GO): zinc ion binding; metallocarboxypeptidase activity
Source: RefSeq, a predicted model, not a curated record
CCUCGUGAGGUGAACGGAAGUGGAUGGAAACAGGCUGAGGCCAGACCAUAGACAUCAGACUGUCUCAGGCAGCGAAAACCGUCUGUCGCAGGGGAGCCAAACACUCAUGAUUUAUUCGGCCCUGGUAUUUAUAGUUUAAUUUAAAAGUCCGGAUGGUGUAGAAGUAGAAGGAACAUCAACAUGGUACACCUCUGGGAGCAUUUCUUGACGACGCCGAAACUACGGGGGUCACUUUUCCUCUGUCUUUUCUUUCUUGUUGUCUCUCCUGGUGACGCCAGGACCCGUCGGGCUCGGAGCGUCAGCCCCUCAGCUGAGGACAUGGUAGAAACUUACACUGCCUAUUAUAAUUAUGUUGACCUCACUGGACGCUUACAGUCUUUAGCCAAUAGCUACCCUGGCAUAGCUGCCCUGUCGAGUAUAGGUCAGUCCUUGGAGGGCAGGGAGCUCUGGGUGAUGCGGAUCACUCAGGACCCCAACACGGACGCACCGUGGAAACCUAAAUUUAAAUACGUGGGAAACAUGCACGGGGACGAAACCGUGUCCAGACAGGUGCUGGUGUACCUUGUGGAGUACCUGCUGACUACGUACGGGGAGGACCCGCGUAUAACCGAGCUUGUGAACAACACAGACAUUUACAUCAUGCCCAGCAUGAACCCUGAUGGCUUUGAGAAGUCCAAAGAGGGGGACUGCAACGGAGACAACGGCGGACGGAGUAAUGCCAAAGGCGUUGACCUCAACAGGAGUUUUCCUGACCAGUAUGAUAAUAAGAAAACCGACCCAGAAAGCAUCCCCGAGGUUAUGGCUGUGAUCAGAUGGAUUCAGGAGAAAAAAUUCGUGUUGUCAGGGAACCUUCACGGCGGCACUGUAGUUGCCAGUUACCCUUUUGAUGACUCACCCUUCCACCAGCGAGAGGGCUUCUACAGCAAGUCUGCAGAUGACGGUCUGUUUCGCCACUUGGCCUCAGUGUAUGCACAGCACCAUCCUGUUAUGAAAACGGGCCACCCGAACUGUCCCCAAGAAAGCAAUGAGAGUUUUCAGGAUGGCAUCGUAAACGGGGCAUGGUGGUAUGAUGUUAACGGUGGGAUGCAGGACUAUAACUACAUUCAUGGAAACUGUUUGGAAAUCACUAUGGAGCUGAGCUGCUGCAAAUAUCCGCCUGCUGCUGAACUCCAAGGGGAAUGGGAUAUGAACAGGGAAUCACUGCUAGCCUACAUUGAGCAGAUCCAUAUAGGCGUUCGAGGCUAUGUGAAAGAGGCCGUCAAUGGAAGCGCUCUUGCAAAUGCCGGCAUUGUGGUGGAAGGCAUCCUCCACAACCUGACAACAGGAGAGUAUGGGGAGUUCUACCGCCUUCUGUUACCAGGAACGUACAACAUCACAGCUGUGGCCCCAGGAUACACCGCAAUGACAGUCAGUGGCGUCCAGGUCUUGGAGGGUAAAGCUGUAGAACUUAACUUCACCUUGGCACCGGCAGUCAGUGAGGCUGCAGGCAGCACCACUAUGAGUACUACAUCCGCCCUGCCAUCUACAAAGGAUCCAAACACUUCCACCAUCACGACAACCAUCAACACCUCUACUUCCACCCAGAUCCUCACAAAUCCAACCGAGAUUGACAACAACAGCCCUCCUGUGCUUCCAAACGAAGAGCAGAUCAUCCAGCCGCAGGAAUUUCGUCACCACAACUACGCAGACAUGGAGCUGUUCUUACGGAAGUACAGCAUCGAGUUCCCCUCCAUCGUCCAUCUUUACUCAGUUGGGCGCUCGGUGGAAGACCGUGAGCUUUAUGUGAUGGUCAUCUCAGACAACCCAAAAAUACACGAGCAUGGUGAGCCAGAGUUCAAGUACGUGGCUAACAUGCACGGUAAUGAAGUGGUGGGGCGAGAGUUAAUGCUCAACCUCAUUGAGUACCUUUGCCGUAACUAUGGGACAGACCCGGAGGUCACAAAGCUUGUCAACAACACCCGCAUUCACAUCAUGCCUUCUAUGAACCCUGAUGGUUACGAGGUAGCCAAUGAGGGUGACGAAAACGGCUACAGAGGGCGAAACAACAGCAACAACUUUGAUCUGAACCGCAACUUCCCCGACCAGUUUGUCACCAUCACUGAGCCGAGGCAGCCAGAGACUGUAGCUGUGAUAAACUGGAUGAAGAGCCUCCCUUUUGUCCUGUCAGCCAACCUCCACGGAGGUUCCUUGGUGGUCAACUACCCCUAUGACGACGACAAAAGAGGGACAACUCAAUACAGUCAGUGCCCGGAUGACAAAGUCUUUCAGCUGGUGUCCAGGGCUUACUCUCAGGAGAAUCCCUUGAUGCACAAUGGACACCCUUGUGAGGACAUGUACCCUGGGGAGUAUUUUCAGGAUGGCAUCACCAACGGUGCCAAUUGGUACAAUGUCCCUGGUGGCAUGCAGGACUGGAACUACCUUAACACAAACUGCUUUGAGGUGACCAUCGAGCUGGGCUGUGCGAAAUACCCGAUGGCCAAAGAACUGCCCAAAUACUGGGAACUAAACCGACGAGCCUUGCUUCAGUUCAUACACCAGGUCCACACUGGGAUAAAAGGCACAGUCUCUGACAUCCGGGAUGGUACAGGAAUCCCAAAUGCCACCAUCAGUGUGGAAGAGAUAGAACAUAAUAUCAGCACGGCUCGGACUGGAGACUACUGGAGACUGCUGGCACCUGGAACUUACUCCAUCACUGCCACUGCCCACGGUUACAAAUCCAUGAGGACCUACGCCACUGUGCCAAGGGAUGGAGUAGAGGUUGUGGACUUAAGACUGACAAGUAUACACUCUGACCACUCCUCUGAGGGACCCCAGCCCACACAGAACCCGUCUGAGAAGGAGUUUGAGAGCUUAAUCAAGGACCUGUCUCUAGGUCAGGGUUUGGAGCAGCUGACCAGGAGCACAGACACUGAGAGCAGCUUCCGCUACAGGCGCUACAAAGAGUUGUCAGGCUUUGUGAGAGGCCUCACCCUCAACUUUCCCAAAAUUACAUCUUUGCACAGUUUGGGCCAAAGCAUAGAGUUUAGAACUAUUUGGGCUUUGGAAAUCUCCAACAGACCAGGGGAAGCUGAACCAUCUAAACCCAAGCUGCGCUUUUCAGCAGGGAUCCAUGGUAAUGCCCCAGUGGGCACAGAGCUGCUGUUGGAGUUCGCUGCCUUCCUGUGUAUCAACUAUGGCAAGAACCCAGCCAUCAGCAGGCUCAUCAAUGAGACCCGGAUUGUCAUUGUGCCGUCUAUCAACCCAGACGGACGAGAACAGGCAAUCGAAAAGCAGUGCACCUCCACUCAGGGCUUGAACAAUGCUCAUGGAAAGGACCUGGACACAGAUUUCUUCGGUAAUGCGUCACAGCGAGUCGUGGAGGCGCAACCGGAGACCAGAGCCAUGAUGGACCUGAUUCUAGAUAAAAGCUACACUCUCUCUGUAGCCCUCGAUGGAGGCUCCCUAGUUGCUACCUAUCCUUAUGACAAGCCUGUGCAGUCUGUUGAAAAUGAAGGAACAUUGAAGUACUUGGCAAGUGUUUAUGCCAACAACCACCCAAAGAUGCACCUGGGGGACACUGGGUGUUCAAAUAAUGGUCAGAUAGGCAACAUCCCAGAUGGAGUUAUGAGGGCAGCAGAGAGACAAAGUCACAUGGGGAGCAUGAAGGACUUCAGUAUGGACUUUGGCCACUGUCCAGAAAUCACUGUGUAUUCAGGCUGCUGUUUGUACCCUCCUGCUGACCAGCUGGCCACACUCUGGGCGGAGAACAAGAAGGCUCUCCUCAGCAUGUUAGUAGAGGUCCAUAAAGGGGUGCGUGGUGUGGUGAGGGACAGGAGCGGAAAGCCUAUUGUUGGAGCGAUCAUUGUGCUGAAUGGGGGAGUCAGAGUCUUUACUACAGAGGGCGGGUAUUUUCACGCCUUGCUCGCUCCUGGAAACCACAACAUUGAAGCUGUUGCAGAUGGCUACCAACAACAAAGACAAGAGGUUGUGGUAUCGUCCUAUGAAGCUGCUAGCUCCAUCAUCAUUGAGUUCGACAUGGACAACAGCAUCUUCGGGCUGCCCAGGGAGUUUGUGGUGGCCAGUGCAGCCGCCUCCAUGACAGCUCUGGUGGUGACGGCAUGCAUCAUCUGGUGUGUGUGCGCAGCCAAGUCCAACCGUCAGAAAGAUGGCUUCCACCGUUUGCGUCAGCACAGAGACGAUUACGAAGACGAGAUACGGCUCACCUCCAUGGGCUCCAAGAAGUCGCUGCUGGCUCACGAAUUUCAGGACGAGAGUGAGAGUGAUGAGGAGACACUUUACGCCAACAAAAUCUGAGGAACAUUGCAUUUUUUUUGGCGAAUGGCAUUAUUUUUAUUUUAUUUUGAUCCCCUCCCCCCUUUAAUUUAACUCCUGUU